CAGCGGGAGGCGGAGCGAGUCCAAAAUGGCGGCUCUCAGGCUGGCGCGCUCGGUGCUGCUGGGGCUUUGAGGUGGUCGCCUGGGGUCUGGGAGGGGGGGGACGGUUUCCCCGCCGCGGGGAGCCCUUGAGAAUGAACCGGGGACUCUGCUAACGUCAGGCGGCGGGGCUGGAGAGAAGUGGCAGCGAGGGCUGCGGUGGCGUCCACGCAGCGGGAUGUGCGAGAGUUACUCCAGGUCGUUGUUGAGGGUCUCGGUGGCGCAGAUCUGCCAGGCUCUGGGCUGGGACUCGGUGCAGCUCAGCGCCUGCCACCUCCUCACGGACGUGCUGCAGCGCUAUCUGCAGCAGCUGGGCCGGGGCUGCCAUCGGUACUCUGAACUCUAUGGCCGAACAGACCCAAUUUUGGAUGAUGUUGGUGAAGCUUUCCAACUUAUGGGGGUCAGUCUGCAUGAACUAGAAGACUAUAUUCAUAAUAUUGAACCUGUCACUUUUCCACAUCAAAUUCCUUCGUUUCCUGUUAGUAAGAACAAUGUACUUCAGUUUCCUCAGCCUGGAAGUAAAGAUGCAGAGGAAAGAAAGGAAUACAUUCCUGAUUACUUACCACCCAUUGUGUCUUCUCAAGAAGAGGAAGAAGAGGAACAGGUGCCCACUGAUGGGGGCACAUCGGCAGAAGCCAUGCAGGUUCCCUUGGAGGAAGAUGAUGAAUUGGAAGAGGAGGAAAUUAUUAAUGAUGAGAAUUUCCUGGGUAAGAGACCACUGGAUAGUCCUGAAGCUGAAGAAAUGCCUGCCAUGAAGCGACCACGACUAUUAAGCACUAAAGGGGACACGCUGGAUGUAGUAUUAUUGGAAGCUCGAGAACCUCUCAGCUCAAUAAAUACACAAAAAAUUCCACCAAUGCUUUCGCCAGUCCAUGUACAGGACAGUACAGACUUAGCACCUCCAUCACCAGAGCCCCCAAUGUUGGCUCCUGUUGCAAAAUCACAAAUGCCAACUGCAAAACCAUUAGAAGCAAAGUCAUUUACACCCAAAACAAAGACUAAAACUAGUUCUCCAGGUCAAAAGACUAAAUCACCUAAAACUACCCCAUCACCAGCAAUGGUCGGAAGUCCUAUUCGGUCACCCAAAAGUAUAUCCAAAGAAAAGAAGUCACCUGGACGUGCUAAGAGCCCCAAGAGCCCCAAGAGCCCCAAGAUUAUGACUCAUAUUCCCCCAGUACCUGUCAGACCUGAGACACCAAAUAGGACUCCUGCAGCUCCAAUAAGUGAAAAAAUUAGUAAAGAGACCAUCCAGGUGAAACAAACACAAACUCCCCCUGAUGCUGGGAAACUGAACAAUGAGACUCAGCCGAAAAAGGCUAUUGUGACUGAUAAAACAAUCGAUGACUCUAUUGAUGCUGUGAUUGCCCGAGCCUGUGCUGAACGGGAGCCAGAUCCUUUUGAAUUUUCUUCUGGAUCAGAAUCCGAAGGAGACAUUUUUACGAGCCCUAAGAGAAUUUCAGGUUCAGAGUGUACCACUCCAAAAGCUUCCACUUCUUCAAACAAUUUCACAAAGUCAGGAUCCACUCCUCUGCCUCUUUCAGGUGGAACUUCCAGUUCUGAUAACUCAUGGACAAUGGAUGCCUCCAUUGAUGAGGUUGUACGGAAGGCAAAACUGGGAACACCUUCCAGUAUGCCUCCCAACUUUCCUUAUAUCUCUUCUCCUUCAGUGUCUCCUCCCACUCCCGAGCCUCUCCACAAGGUGUAUGAGGAGAAAACCAAGCCGCCUUCAUCAAUGGAGGUAAAGAAGAAGUUGAAAAAAGAGCUGAAGACUAAAUUGAAAAAGAAAGAAAAGCAGCGAGAUAAAGAGAGGGAAAAAGACAAAAACAAAGAGAAAAGUAAGGAGAAGGAUAAAGUGAAAGAGAAAGAGAAGGAAAAAGAAGCUGGCAAGGAAACAAAAUACCCAUGGAAGGAGUUUCUUAAAGAUGAGGAUUCAGAUCCCUAUAAGUUUAAAAUAAAAGAAUUUGAAGAUGUUGAUUCAAAAGUGAGAUUGAAAGAUGGAAUCGUAAGGAAGGAGAAAGAGAAGCAUAAAGACAAGAAAAAAGAUAGAGAAAAGGGGAAAAGAGAUAAAGAUAAACGAGAAAAAGAAAAAGUUAAAGACAAAGGUAGAGAAGAAAAGGCAAAGGCUCCACCCACGCCACUGUUAUUGCCCCCAAAAGAAAUGGCGCUGCCCCUUUUCAGCCCUGCCACAACGGUAAGGGUCCCUUCUGUGCUGCCUGCCUUGUCGCCAAUGCUCCCAGAAAAACUGUUUGAGGAAAAAGAAAAACCUAAGGAGAAGGAAAGGAAAAAAGACAAAAAAGAGAAGAAGAAAAAGAAAGAAAAAGAGAAGGAAAAGGAGAAGAAAGAGAAGGAAAGGGAGAAAGAAAAAAGAGAGAGAGAGAAGAGAGAAAAAGAAAAGGAGAAACACAAGCAUGAAAAAAUAAAAGUGGAACCUGUCAUUCCAGCCCCAAGUCCAGUUAUCCCCAGAUUGACUCUGCGAGUUGGUGCUGGUCAAGACAAGAUUGUCAUCAGCAAAGUGGUGCCAGCUCCCGAGGCCAAGCCCGCGCCGGCUCUGAGCCGCCCCAAGACCCCGCCGCCCGCGCCGGCCGCCCCCGCGCACGUGAGCCCCGCGCCGCCGCCAACGCUGCCGCUGCCGCUGCUCGCGCCCGCCGCCGCCUGCCCCGCGCUGCUGCCCGCGCCCGCGGCCCCCGCCAUGGCCGCCAGCGCCAAGGGGCCGGUGCGCAGCGUGGUCACCGAGACCGUCAGCACUUACGUGAUUCGAGAUGAGUGGGGCAAUCAGAUCUGGAUCUGUCCUGGGUGUAACAAGCCUGAUGAUGGGAGUCCUAUGAUUGGCUGUGAUGACUGUGACGACUGGUACCACUGGCCCUGUGUUGGACUAAUGACUGCCCCACCAGAAGAGAUGCAGUGGUUCUGCCCCAAGUGUGCCAACAAGAAGAAAGAUAAAAAGCACAAGAAGAGGAAACACCGAGCACACUGACGUCACCUCAGGGUGGCUUCCCUGACCCUGUGGACGCACUGGCGUCCUCCUGCCAUAACAUCGCCCUGUGGAUAAGGAGUCCAGGAAGACAAGGACAGAGUGCAAGCACGCCUUCCACCCUGAAUUUCCCCUUCUCAAACAUGCUGGUCUGAGGUUCCAUAGUGGUGUGACUGAAGAAAACCUCUAGCAGGGCGUGGCCUAAGGGCUGCCCAGCUCCAUUUUUCUAUUACCAGUGACAAGUAUUAUUAAUAAAAGACCAUACAUCUUCCCUUUUGAUUUCCUUUGUUCUCUCCAGGGCCUUUCAUUAAGGUAUUUGAUGAGAAGGUAAUGUAUAAACUGCCUCGACUGUAAUUUAAGGAUGAUACUGUUAGUCCAUAUACAGUUUUCAACUUCUUUCCCUCUAGAGUGAGAUAAUCAUAAUAACAUAAAAGAAAACUCCAGGUGGAGUAUUGGUAAAUAUUUUUUUGAUGAGAAUAUAUGAAGCCUCCCAAAGCCCCAUUUUUAGUACUAACGUAAAAUGUUCAGGCUUUUGUGAAAUACCUUAUAUUUUUUAAGAAAAAGGUUUCUAUCAUGUCCUGUUUUCUUCUGUGCAAAUUCUUUUUGUUUAAUGUAUUUUAUAUAUUUGUUGCAUUCUAAUUUUGCCCUUCUUUAAACUGCUGGAGUCUCUUCUCACUGCUUGUACAUUUCAUCAACUUGUAUAAAAACUUCAUACUAAAAAAUUUCCCCUAAUGUAAAUAAUAAAUAUUUAUGAAGUAGUUAUUUUUAAAAUUUUUAUCGUGUUUAAUUCUGGCUUCCUCUGAAGUCCACUGUGGUUUCAGCCAUGUCUGUAAUUACCGCUGUACAUAAGCAAAGACGACUGGAGAAGAAGAGCCAUAGUUGUGAGCAGUUUGCUGCAAGCUGACUGAACUGCAGUGCCCAAACGUGUGGGGAGAGAACCCUAGCAGUUGGAAGGAAAGCAAGGCAGUUUAACUAGAGUUUAGGAUUGGAAGUUAUUUGUUUGUUACCUAUUUUGUUUCUGUAAAUUUCUCUGACUUUUACUAAAAGGACAUGUAGGUUCCAUGAAAGUGAA
This is a messenger RNA of Castor canadensis (American beaver), 4079 nucleotides long. It is a transcript of the gene Taf3, whose product is annotated as TATA-box binding protein associated factor 3. Gene Ontology annotation, cellular component: transcription factor TFIID complex. Gene Ontology annotation, biological process: positive regulation of transcription by RNA polymerase II. Gene Ontology annotation, molecular function: transcription factor binding; protein heterodimerization activity; p53 binding. The record is from RefSeq and is a predicted model, not a curated record. NCBI's taxonomy places the organism in Eukaryota, Metazoa, Chordata, Mammalia, Rodentia, Castoridae.